This is a messenger RNA of Exaiptasia diaphana, 1621 nucleotides long. RefSeq names its product endonuclease 8-like 1. The coding region runs from base 279 to 1505 and encodes 408 amino acids. The record is from RefSeq and is a predicted model, not a curated record. Gene Ontology annotation, molecular function: nucleic acid binding; DNA N-glycosylase activity; zinc ion binding. Gene Ontology annotation, cellular component: nucleus. Gene Ontology annotation, biological process: base-excision repair. The transcript is spliced from 10 exons. Lineage: Eukaryota; Metazoa; Cnidaria; Anthozoa; Actiniaria; Aiptasiidae.
GAAGCCAUAAACUUUAGCCAACAACAAACUUUCUAUCGAUUUCCACAAGCUGUCAAGAUCAUUUUCUAGGAUUACAGUGUUCCCCACAUAGACCACGUAGUGAUGAUAAUCACCACAUGGAACACGCACAAAAAAUAUAACAACGCAAGUUAGUAGUUGUUUAUGCUGAGAGUCGCUGAGAAAUCUAAUUUUUACUAUUUUUGGGCUACCUGUGAUCUCUUAUGCAAUAUGACAAGGAACGCCUGCUUAAUUUUGCUAGCUGAUCAACUAAUGUUAAAAUGCCCGAAGGACCAGAGCUAAAUAAAGCAGCACGAUUCGUCAACGAUGUCUGCAAAGGCAGGGUGUUUAAUGGGAAGAUCGUAAAGUCUGCAGUUAAUCACAAAAACCCAGAGAUAAAACAUGGCUUCAAAGACUACACUAUACAAGCAGAGUCUAGAGGAAAGGAAAUGGCUCUUUUAUUGUCAUCUUUGCAAUCCGAAGAAAAGGAAAAUGUCAAGAAGAAGGUCCAAGAAGUUAAAAAAUUGCGAAUUUUGUUUCGAUUUGGUAUGAGCGGGAAAUUUGAGUUUAAAAAGCCAUCAGAGAAACACAAGCACRCUCAUUUGAGUUUCUUUACCAAAGAAAAACCAGUCAUGGUAUUGAGCUUUGUUGAUGUUAGAAGGUUUGGUCGAUGGGAGAUAAAUGAUAAUUGGUCACCAAGCCGUGGUCCUGAUCCUGUAUUAGAAUAUGCUGCAUUCAGAGAAAAUAUUUUAAACMAUCUGGAAAAUAAUGACUUUAAAAAACCAUUGUGUGAAGUGAUGCACAACCAAAAAUAUUUUAAUGGCAUUGGUAACUAUUUACGUGCUGAAAUUAUAUAUAGAACAGGGAUACCUCCAUUCUCUCUUGCUAGAGAUGUAUUUACCAAUGUAAAAGUUAAGAAAGAAUUCCAAGAAACAAAGUUAUCCAGCAAUGCAGAUAUUCUACAACUUUGUAACAUAGUUCCAAAUGAAGUUCUACAAUUGCCAGGAGCAGGMUAUGAUCCAUCAGGAGAGCACUCAGACUACUCUGCUUUUAUCAAAUGGUUGCAAUGUUACAGUAAUCCUGAUAUGAACAACUUAGUGGACCAUGAUGGACGAACUAUGUGGUUUAAGGGCCCAGCUGGUCCCCUUGCACCUAAAGGUGGGAAAUCGAGGUCAACUAAACCUUACCGAGGGAAGCGUUCCCAACAAGACACGCAGCAUGGGGUCAAAAUGGAGGAGGUUGUCCAUCCUAAAAGACGUAAAGUCACUAGUCAGCGUUCAAAUGAAAAUAAGGGGGAAAAGAAGAUGAAGAAGCAAGUUACCACAAARUCAAAGAAAAAUCAUUCAAGAAAAAGGAAACCUGCGCGAAAGGUAUCCGUUACUAACGUGAAGACUAAGCAGGUAGCAYCGCAACGCAAAACCAAGAAAACAAGUAAACAAGAAACGUCAAAGGAAGGCUCGAGAAGAUCUUCUAGAAUUGUCAAAAAGAAAGAAAAUGUUUCUYGAUAGGCUGAAAAAAAACUUAGGUCCUUCCAUCUCUAGAUCUACUUUAAUAGUCGAUAAUCAUUGUGUACUAUCAAUUUUGUGUGUGUGUUUUUUUACCAAUAAUAAAAUGAAAACUGUUA